AUGGCCUCAAAUGAUAAUAUGGAUCUCCAACGGGCUUUGGAGGUUUGGAGAAACGCUGAUUUACCAAGUUUACAACAAACACUUUACGAGAGUGUAUUAGAAAUCAAGAAACUAGAAUCCAAAACAUUAGAAACUAAGGAGUUUUUAGCUCAAGAAAUUAAGCAAUUUAAGGCGCUCGAUGAUGAUGGCAAAGUAGCUGAGUUUAAUAAGAUUAUCAAGCGGUUUCAGAGCGAAAUCGACGCGUUGACGUUAAGAUCACAGUUUUCAGAACAAAAAUUGGAUGAGGCAUAUGGGAAAAUAAGGAAUGCUCCAGAUACCAAGUUGCUGCUAAGUUCAACUAUGGAUAUUCUAAACAAGCAGGGUUCUUUAGAUGAACUUGCGCAAGAAAACAAGGAGCUUAAAGAUCGCCUGGCUAAAGUAGCAGACUAUGACAAAUUGAAAGAAAGGAUAUCUGAAUUAGAAGAUAAGUCGGUUAAGAAUCUUACGAAGAGAAUUCUAGCUAAGGAGCAGGAAGUGAACUCGAAAUGGGCUGAGAAGGAUAGGAAUUGGGAAAAGAAGGAAGCUGAGAUGUCGAAACAGCUACAACUUUUAAAGGAUACAAAUAAGUUAAUGGAGGCAAAGUUAUCAAGAAAGGCUGACUUAGCUAAUGAUUCAAGUCCAUCUGAUGAGGAGCAUGAUGGUGGUGUUUCUGUCCAGAGAUCUUCUGCAGAGUUUGACUUACUAGCUCAGGAACUAGAAUCUGCACAGUUACGGAUCCUUGAUCUAGAAACGCGAAAUGAAGAACUGAGUGGUAAUCUAGCCAAAGCAACCAGUAUUGCCGAGCAAGAAUCUGAAAUGUACGCAAAGGACAUGAAAAUAAAUGAACUGGAAAGUGAGAACGCUUUAUUAAGUGCAACCUUGGAUCGUGAGCGUUCUUCAUUGUAUGAGCUUAACAAGCGUAAGGAAGAACACGAAAAGUUGACAGCCCAAAGGCUGUCCUCUUAUGAGAAUGAGAUACAGACAUUAAGACGCACUUUGGCCAAAUAUUCAGACUACGAGCAAUUAAAGCAAGAUUUGGCUGCUUUGAGAAAAAUCGGGUUCGGAGACACUGAUGGUGACGCUGAGAAUGGAGAUGACAAGAGCGUUGACGCUGCCUUGGUAACAGCAAAUAAAAAACUCCAGUCUACUCUCGUAGAAGUACGUGGUAAGAAUCAGGAACUGCAGUCGAUGAACUCAUCAUUGACCACCCGUGUUUCCCAGUUGCAAAAGCAAGUGUUCGAAUUGGAGGAUCUCAAUGCAAAGCUAGAAGCAGAUUUAGGGAAGAUUGAUGAUGUCAGCACCAGAUUUAGCGACACAGCUAGUAUGAUCUCAGGAGUAACCAGGCAGAUUACAAAUAGAACGGGCAGGAUAUCACCUAGUUCAUCCAUCUUUGGAAUACCUGAGGACGGUGAACAAUUAGCUGUCAGUUCUACGACUACAACGGACUCCAUCUUACCAAUUGUCGUCCAGCAGAGGGAUAGAAUACGUAAUAAAAACAUGGAAUUGGAGCGUCAAGUGAAGCAAAAAUCUCUAGACCAGGGCAAAUUAGGACUGGAAAUCCAGCGCUUGAAGAAGGAUAAUCAAAAGCUAUAUGAACGUAUUAGAUACUUAUCUUCAUAUUCAAAGGUCAAUUCUACCUCUCGCCCACAGUCUGCAUCUUCCGAUGUAGAAGCACAGUAUGCAAGUAGCUACGAGGAGUCCUUGCAUCCAUUGGCCAACUUCAAGAAGCUGGAGCAAAGAAGGUACCACUCAAGAAAGAUGUCUCCCCUCGAAAAGGUUUUCUUGACCCUGGCAACUAAGAUUCUAGCCAACAAAACAACAAGGAUGUUGUUUCUGUUCUACUGCUUUGGCCUACACGCCCUAGUCAUGAUGAUGUCGUUAUAUGUCAUACGCUCAUCGGGCAGCACUGUACCAGCGUAA
Messenger RNA from Eremothecium sinecaudum, 1938 nucleotides. RefSeq names its product CCAAT displacement transcription factor COY1 (gene COY1). Gene Ontology annotation, biological process: intra-Golgi vesicle-mediated transport. The transcript has a single exon. The coding region runs from base 1 to 1938 and encodes 645 amino acids. Gene Ontology annotation, cellular component: Golgi membrane. The record is from RefSeq and is a predicted model, not a curated record. Lineage: Eukaryota; Fungi; Ascomycota; Saccharomycetes; Saccharomycetales; Saccharomycetaceae.